AUGCGUCUAAGGAUCGCUUUCUCAUCUAUAAUGUUUACGGGUUUGUAUGACGAAGAGAGCAAACCUCCUCUUUACCGUCAGGAUAUCAGUUGGUCAAAUAUUAUUCGACUAAGUACUCCACCUGAGGAACAUGCUCCAGAAGUAUUUCAGCAAAAUCAUCGUGAAGUUGAUAUCUGGAGUGUAGGGAAGUUGAUUGUAGAUGCAAUCCUCAGCUUUUCACAAAGAAUCUCUGAAUUUGGAAGGGUUAUGCAAGCAAUGAAAGGCCAAGGAAGUUCAUAA
Funneliformis geosporum is the source of this 279-nucleotide messenger RNA. The record is from the annotation of a GenBank genome assembly. Lineage: Eukaryota; Fungi; Glomeromycota; Glomeromycetes; Glomerales; Glomeraceae.